This is a messenger RNA of Monopterus albus (swamp eel), 472 nucleotides long. RefSeq names its product chromosome 21 C18orf32 homolog (gene c21h18orf32). The transcript has 3 exons. The coding region runs from base 139 to 384 and encodes 81 amino acids. The record is from RefSeq and is a predicted model, not a curated record. NCBI's taxonomy places the organism in Eukaryota, Metazoa, Chordata, Actinopteri, Synbranchiformes, Synbranchidae.
GAUCACAUUCCAGAAAUUACGUAACAGAGUGCAAAACGUACGAGAGGUUUCCUCUCUACAUUGUCUGUACGUGACAAUAUUGGUAAUUUGUGAUCUUCAGAGGGUUUAUAUUUUGGACAGCCUGUCUGAGCCACAGUCAUGGUGUGCAUUCCCUGUAUUGUGAUUCCUGUCCUGUUAUGGGUCUACAAGAGGUUCCUGGAGCCUAUCCUCUAUCCUUUUAUUUCUCCCAUAAUAAGUAAAUUCUGGACCAAAAAAGCCGUCCAGGAGAGUGGCACUAGUGACCAAAAAGUUAGUGAAAAGAUUAAUGGGACUUGCAAGGGUGAAAGCAUUGGUGAGGCCACUGCCAAUGGACCUACCACAGUAGCAGAUAAGAAGACAGAUUGACAGCACAAACUGUAUAAUGCAUUUAAAACUGUGUAAAUAUACCAUUAAUAUGAUAUAGAGAAACUAUGAAUUAUCAGUCUUGUUUGAA